Papilio machaon (common yellow swallowtail) is the source of this 1977-nucleotide messenger RNA. RefSeq names its product homeobox protein caupolican (gene mirr). Gene Ontology annotation, molecular function: DNA-binding transcription factor activity, RNA polymerase II-specific; RNA polymerase II cis-regulatory region sequence-specific DNA binding. Gene Ontology annotation, biological process: regulation of transcription by RNA polymerase II; cell development; neuron differentiation. Bases 247 to 1557 code for a protein of 436 amino acids. Lineage: Eukaryota; Metazoa; Arthropoda; Insecta; Lepidoptera; Papilionidae. The transcript has 5 exons. The record is from RefSeq and is a predicted model, not a curated record. Gene Ontology annotation, cellular component: nucleus.
CGCGCGCGCGACGACGCGCCCGCUGCUCUCCGCGGCCGCUCCGCUCCGCUCUAAGCUCCGCCAGCACCCGGGCCCCGCGCCAUCGAUCCCGUCGCGCCGUAUUCCGCGCCGCACGUCGCACGCUGCACGCUACUCGCUACUCGCUACUAGACCGCGCGGACAACAUGAAACUGUGAAGUGUCGUGCCGUGCGGACAGUGAUCAUUGACUCCAGUGAUUAUUACACACUUACUUAAAACUGUGAAAAAUGACGUCCCAGUUCGCCUUCCGUGGAUCGCCCCCCAACCAGAGCACCAUAUCGACAGCCUCCAACAGUCCGCCGCCGGCGCAGGCGGGUGUGAGCGGCGGGGGCGGAGGCGGCGCGGGGGGCCCGGCACGACCGAGCUCGCCCGCCGCCGCGCCCCGAUGCUGCGACACCGGCCGCCCUAUAUUUCAAGACCCUAUCACAGGACAGACAGUGUGCUCGUGCCAGUACGAGUUCCUCAACUACCAGCGUCUGGCUUCGGGCGUGCCGCUGUCGAUGUACAGCGCGCCGUACUCGGAGGCCGCUGCUGCCACCGCUGCCACCGCUGCCGGCAUGGCCGCGUACUUUCCUGCACUCUCCGCUGACCAGCCGCCCUUCUAUACUAACACUGCUGCAGGAAUCGAGCUGAAAGAAAAUUUAGCAGCGAGUGCUGCCAGCUGGCCCUAUCCCACAGUUUAUCACCCCUACGAUGCGGCAUUUGCUGGAUACCCUUUCAACGGGUACGGAAUGGAUCUAAAUGGUGCGAGAAGAAAAAAUGCAACGCGUGAAACAACAAGUACGUUGAAAGCCUGGUUGAAUGAGCACAAGAAGAAUCCAUACCCGACCAAGGGCGAGAAAAUAAUGCUGGCGAUCAUAACAAAGAUGACGCUCACACAAGUGUCCACGUGGUUUGCGAACGCACGUCGUCGCCUCAAGAAAGAAAACAAAAUGACCUGGGAGCCCAGGAACAGGGUCGAUGAUGAUGACAACAACAACGACGAUGAUGACCACAAGAGCAACGACGGAAAAGAUGCACUCGAUGGUAAAGACUCCGGCACCGGUUCGAGCGAAGAUGGUGAAAGGCCGCAACAGAGGUUGGAUUUGUUAGGACAGCGAACAGAAUCAGAAUGGUCAGAGUCACGUGCUGAUAGUGGGCCUGAGUCACCGGAGCCCUACGAGAGGCCCAUACAUCCGGCUUACCAACAUCUACCUUCGCGUGCUCCACCCGGAAGCACUUCAGCUUCAGCUAAGCCGAGAAUUUGGUCGCUCGCUGAUAUGGCGAGUAAGGAUGGGGAGACUCCAGCGCCGCCGCCCUCGGCCUCGGUGUUCUAUCAAUCAGCAGCCGCGGCAGCCGCCGCUCGCCUCGCCCAUCCUUACGGUAGGCCCGAACUGUACCGAGGCCUGUAUCCUCCUGCACAUCCCACGGACGUGGCGCUGCUGGAGUACUCGCGCUCGUUGGCGAUGGCAGCUCCGGCACCCGCGCCGCCCGCCCCCUCCCCGUCCUCCUCGUCCACAUCGUCUCUGGCCGAGCCGCCGCCCCCGUCCCGCGCCUGACCGCCAGCCCCUCGCCCGCCCCUGGCGCAUCGACAAUAACUGCGAGGGUCUUCUCCUCUGUAAAUAAUGAUUAUAUAAAUAUGUAUACAUACGUAUAUAUACGUGAUAAUAAUUAAUUUAUGCACCGGUAGAGAAGCUUAGAUUUGUGAUAGUGGACACAAGCGUGAGGUUGACAACUCGCAACCGACGUCGGCGCCGCGCUGCGCCGACCGACCGACAAUAUUAGGUGCUAAUACAAGUUGGACCUUGCGACAUGUUGCUCUAGUUAUUAUUGGAGGUGGUUAAACGAAAGUGAAAAAUAGGUAUUAAUAUGUGUUAUGUUUCUUAUAGGCGAACGGUCACGUUCUAGACUAUUAAUUUGGUAAUCAUGUAGAGUGUAAAUUAUUUUCGAAAUGUUCUCCUUUAUAUUUAGUGCCUAAU